Messenger RNA from Schistosoma margrebowiei, 2129 nucleotides. Lineage: Eukaryota; Metazoa; Platyhelminthes; Trematoda; Strigeidida; Schistosomatidae. The record is from the annotation of a GenBank genome assembly.
GGUUGUUCGGCGGCUCUUUCAAGUCUCGCCGAAUUUUCAAGGUUCUGCACAGGACACUUAAUGUUACUUUUAAAAUCACUCGCCUAAAGCGUCAAAGUAUAGAAUAACCGUCUUUGGAAAUACGCAAAUUUACGAAUUUGGAAUUUUCCGUCACGUAAUAGUCCUAGGAAGCCAUGUAGAUAACGUUCAACAAGUUCUGUUUUGUUCCAAUAUUAGCUUCUAAUCUACUUUUAUGUUACGUGAUCCACCACUAAUAUCUGUGAUACCUUCAUCUUUUAUAUACCCCAUAAGUGGAUAAUUGUCUUGAACCGUGCAAGAUAUGGUGAUGGUAUUUUACAACAGAGCUAACAGUUUACCCACGAAUAUGAAUCAUAUAUGUUAUUAGCUAGUUUUAUGAUAUUAACGUUUUUAUUUGCGUAAGCUGUUUAUCCAAAAGCAGAAACUUAAACGGGUAUGCGGAGAUAUGAUCUCUAAACCUUUCAUGGAAUGUUUCUAUUCACAAAACAAAGAAAUAAUGUUAGGGGUUAAAUUCUUACGGUAGUUGUUUUCUCGUCAUCCUGAAGCCUGUAUAUGCUUUCAGUUGGGAAUGGGUUAUUCUUUUACCCAUCAUAAGUUAAAAUUUCAUCAGGUUCGCUGACCUGUCGAGUGCACUUUAUCAUUCAUAGCUAUAAGUAUACAUCUCAAGUAUAUGAGUAAUAAAGACACUGGAAUAUGGUAGCACUAGUCACAGCAAGUUGCGUUAUUAGUGACACAAAAGUUUAUGAGACCAGCUUUAUGAUAAAUGUGCUACUCAGUUCUAAAGAGAAAUGAGCUCAACAGGGAUUAAACUUUCAAUCUUAAAAAUGAUGUCACGAUUUGAAAUGCUUUCAACAUCAUUAGACAACUAGACUAGUCUGUGUAUAUCAGCCGAGUACUUCUCACUGUUGGCUUCAUUUAUAAUUGUUUUAUUUUUCAGCUGUGAAAACUUAUCUCUUCAUAACAGGAAAUCCUAUGUAAUUGAGUAACCAAUUGAAAUGCCAUUCCACUAUUACUCAUUUCAAAUUCGUUGUGCACACUGGUUAUUAGCUCGAAUCAGUCUCUUUCAGUCAGUUUGCCUGUUAUUAUGGUUAGGCGAGCGAGCUUAUCAUGAAACAGAGCCACCUAUACAUCCAUGGAUAGUUUAUACGUAUAUUGGCUGUGGUUUGAUCGCAUCAACUGGAAUAACAAGUCGUUUUUUAACACGUUUAUCAUUAACCAUAGUCCUCUUAAGUCAGUUGUACAUAACAUAUGUGUUUUGUUUAGAAAAACGUUUAGGGUAUUCAAAAUGUAUCCGUGCACGUAUUAGUUUAAGGUGUUUGACUACUAUUGGUGUAUAUUUUCGACUGCUUGGAGUGAAUGACUAUAAUGAUAAACGAAAACAGUCAGAUUCACACAAUAGCAAUAAUCAAGUUGAUCAAUUACACAAAAUCAAGCCAACUACAAGUGUUUAUGCUUUCGGCUUAACUAUAAUGUCUGUAUCAUUAUGUUUAUUAAGUAUAUUCUGUAUACCUGUAGAAAUAUUCCAACUGGAUAGAGAUAUUCAACUGACAGAAAUUAAUUCAACAUUAAUUUUAUCAAUGAACAGUUAUAUAUCUAAAUUAUUAAGUCUAAUUUUAGGUAUAUGUUUGUUAACGGCUGGUAUCAUCUACUCAAUUCCUGUAAUUAUACAUGAUCGAUUUCUAUUAAACAAUACAUUUUCUUAUAAAAAUUAUUUAUUCCAAUUUGCUGAUUAUCUUACCGGAUUUUCAUUUUUAAUGUUUUCUUUAAUUCGUGAUUGUAAUUUUAAUUAUUGGCAUAUUAAAGGAUGUGAAUUUUGGUUAGAAAUACGUGUACUUCUAGAGAAUAUUACUAUUCUCUUAGGUAUUUUUGUGAUAAAUGAUUUGCUUAUUAACAAUAGUGUAAGUAGCCUAAAUGAGAAAUAUUUAAAAACAUUGAAAGUGAAUAGUAAAUCAUUAAAAAGUCAAUAGAUUUAUGUAAAUAAAAGGAUUUUCCACUUUGUUACUUUAAUUUCUACUUCAUUUUUUGUUUUAUUAAAAGAUGUUUGUUUGUUUGUUUGUAUUUAACUGGUGAAUGCUAUGUAUAUUGUUUAUUGAAAUAGAAAAUGCGAACAA